Pieris macdunnoughi is the source of this 1704-nucleotide messenger RNA. The record is from the annotation of a GenBank genome assembly. NCBI's taxonomy places the organism in Eukaryota, Metazoa, Arthropoda, Insecta, Lepidoptera, Pieridae.
AUGGAAAAAGAAUUAGAUUUAAGCAUUAUAAAAGCUACUCAAUUGUCUCUUGGCAAAUACGUUAAACGUCCUCCACUAUCCGAUAAACUAUUAAAAAAACCACCCUUUCGUUUCUUACACGAUAUUGUAACUUCAGUAUUAAAAUCAACAGGAUUUUUUGAAGGUUUAUUUGAAGACCAUGAACUUAAAUCUGACAAUGUCAAAGACAGAGAAGCAAAAAUUACAUUUUUGAAUAAAGUUAUUUAUGUAAUCAGUAGAACUGUUGGUAAAGACUUGCACGUAAAGCCUUCAAAGAUAGUUGCUGGACAAGAACCUGAAAAAACAAAUGAGCUAUUGCAAUGCUUGGCAGAAGCUUUAGAUAAAAAACUUACAUCAAAAGAUGCUGUCAGAAAAUCUCGAGAAACCACUGACGACAAGAAAAAUAUUUCUAAAGGGAAAGAAAUAUCUAAGUCAAAAGAAAAUACAAAAAUCGAGAAACGUGGUACUUCAUCUAAUAAGCGGAUUAAAUUAAAAGAAAAUAAUAUCAAACAAAAACCAGACUCAUCCAAAAAUAUUUCACAACAAAUCUUAACCGACGCUACAGAUGUCAAGGGAAAAAAACAUAAAGUUUUGCAUGAAAAUAUCAAAGAGAAAAUCAAUGAAGAAGUUCCACGCAAUGAUAAUAAUUAUAAUAUUAAUCCUCUUAAAGAAACUCUGCCUUUAGCCGGAGAUCGACAAAAUGAUAAUAUAAAUACAAUCAGUGAUAAAAAUAGCAACAAUGAUGGGCAAGAAAACGUUAAUAGUGAAUGCAUAGAAUUUCCAGAAUCUGAUACUUCUAUAUAUCCUAAGACCAAUAAAGAAAUUGAAUCAGUAGAGCAUGGCGUUAAUAGUACUAAUUAUGACCCUGUCAAUCCUGAAAAAAUUGAAGUUGAGAAAAUAUCAGAUCGAAGUUUUAAUGAAAAUUCAAAAACGGCAGAUUAUUCUGAUACAAAAUCCCAAGGGGAACCUGAAAAAUAUAAAAAUGUGGAAAUUUCUAAUGCCAGUAUAGAAAAUUAUAUAACCAGUAAUAGACCUUCUAGUGUCAGACCUUCGUCGUCCCGUCCAGGUGCACCUAAAGUGCGAGAUAAACAAGAUUACAGUACUCUACCCGAUGCUGAAAACAUUGCGAUUGGUAAAGUUAAUAUUAUUUCAGAAAAUGUGCUGCUGGAAGAGGACGAAGAAUCUACAUUGGUUAUAGAAAAUUAUACUGAUGAUAUUAAAUCUCACCACACGCAUGACUUAGACCAACACGGUCAUUUGGUUCAACAAAUUUUAGAUUCACAAAAAGAAUUUACCCAAGUUAAUAAAACUGAAAUUGACUGGACAAGUGGAUUACAGAAAACUAGAGACGAUUUCAGUAGAGAGAUAGAACAAAUACGGUUUAAUGUUCAAGCACUGUCUCGUGUCGCAAAUCCAUUGGGGAAAAUUCUUGAUCAUAUUCAAGAAGACGUUGAAGUCAUGCGCCAAGAAUUAUCUCAGUGGUUGCAGAUUUAUAACGAAACAUCAAAAAAGUUGUUAAAACAGAAAGCAUUAAAUGAGGAGAUAAUUGCGCCACUGCGCGUAAAGACAACACAGCUGGAAAUGGACAUUUCAGAAAAAUAUAAAAAAAUUGACAAUAUGAAAAUAAUUGUUUAUAAAAAUAAUACAAAAAUUGACAAGUUACUAGCGAAUGAGCAUAUUAAAUAA